ACAAAAAUGUUGACAAAUUUUUGUAAACAAUGGUUUUCAAGCUCGCGGCCCAAUAAUCCGUAUAAAAUGCAACGAAUUUUAGUUUCCCUCUCAAUUUUUUUAGGCAAAAUUUGACAAAUUGUUGCCAUCUAUUUUCCCGCACUUUCUCUCCACACUAACACAGUUCAUCGGGGGUAUUACAAUCUUUCACGCCAACGCCGACGCCCAACAUCUGGCCUUCUCUCUGAAACUUCCUCUCUUCCCUUCCAAAUCUUAGGGCUUUGGAGAAGAGCGAGAGCGAGCCAGUAAACCCCCUUCGUCUGCAGUCUACGCUCCUAUUGAAGCUUCUUCUUUGUCUCUUUCUAGACUCGGUCGUCACAACUGUCGUGCAUUGAUCACUCUCUUUCUGAUUUUCGUUCUUGGUACCGGAGAGCAGAGAAGAGUGACAUCGAAGUAGGAGGGAAAUGGCGUUGGCCGUCGACGAGUCCGGGAGGCCCUUCAUGGCAAUAAAAGAGCAGGAGCAGAAGACCGGAUUGGGAGGCUUGGAUGCUCAGAAGGCCAAAACUUCCUCAGGAAUGAAGAAAAAAAAGAGCACUAUUUCUAGCACUAAAAAGGCAGCUACAACUAGCCAAAAAGAAAAGAAGCGAAAUGUGUCUCAGGGUAGUGAAGAGCCAACUGGUUCUAGGAAAAUGCCGAAGCGAGCUUCUGCAUGUAGAGAUUUCAAGGAGCGAUCUAUUCGUAUAUGUGAGAAGUCUUGUGUCGUUGAGACAAAGAAGGAUCAAUUUGCUGAUGAAGAGAUUCUAGCUGUACGCUUGACUUCUAGACAAGAUGAUGGACGGCCAAAUAGAAGAUUAACUGAUUUUGUCUUGCAUGAUGAAAACGGUGCCCCACAGCCCCUUGAGAUGUUGGAAGUUGACGACAUGUACAUCUCAGGUCUUAUAUUGCCUCUCGAAGCAAGUUUGGAAAAGGAAAAGGAUAAGGAAAAGGGUGUCAGAUGUGAAGGCUUUGGACGGAUAGAGUCAUGGGAUAUCUCUGGUUACGAAGAUGGUUCUCCAGUGGUAUGGCUUUCAACUGACAUUGCCGAUUAUGAUUGCCUUAAACCAGCAAGUAGCUACAAGAAAUUUUUUGAUCAUUUCUUUGAAAAGGCACGUGCUUGUGUCGAGGUUUACAAAAAGCUGCGAAGGUCUUCUGGAGGGAACUCUGAUUCCAGUCUAGAUGAGUUGCUUGCUGGAGUUGUUCGUUCAAUGAGUGGAAGCAAGCAUUUUUCUUAUGCAACAUCUAUCAAGGACUUUGUCAUUUCUCAGGGUGAGUUUAUCUAUAAUCAAUUGGUAGGUUUGGAUGAGACAUCGAAGAAGAAUGAUCUGAUAUUUGCAGAGAUGCCUGUUCUUGCUGCCUUGAGAGAUGAGAGUAGCAAGCGUGGAAGCUUUACUCAAGCAAAUGCACCAACUACAGGUGGGAGUUUAACAAUUGGUUCAAAAUUAGGAGAUGAAGAUAAAAAAAAUAAAUCUGGUUCUUCCAAAUCUGCAGUGGAGGAAAAUGAAGAUUUAAAGUUAGCAAGGCUCUUGCAGGAAGAAGAGAACUGGCAAUCAAUGAAGCAGAAGAAAAGUCAGAGUUUCUCCUAUACGUCUAACAAAUUCUACAUAAAAAUUAAUGAAGAUGAAAUUGCCAAUGACUACCCUCUGCCUGCUUAUUACAAGAACUCUGUAGAAGAAACUGAUGAGUUCAUAGUUUUUGACGGUGAUAUGAUAUGUGACACUGAUGAACUUCCUCGAAGCAUGCUUCAUAAUUGGUCACUCUACAAUUCAGACUCAAGGUUAAUUUCCUUGGAACUUCUUCCAAUGAAACCGUGUACAGAUAUUGAUGUCACCAUCUUUGGGUCAGGGGUUAUGACUUCUGAUGAUGGAAGUGGAUUUUGUCUUGAUGCCAACCCUGGUCAGUCUUCUUCAUGUGGUUCAAGAGCACAGGAUGCUGAUGGGAUUCCAAUUUAUUUAAGUGCAAUAAAGGAAUGGAUGAUUGAAUUUGGUUCAUCAAUGGUUUUCAUUUCUAUCCGUACAGACAUGGCCUGGUAUCGACUUGGUAAGCCAUCAGAGCAGUAUGCUCGUUGGUACGAACCAGUUUUGAGAACAGCCAGGCUUGCUGUAAGUAUCAUCACAUUGUUGAAGGAACAGAGCCGAGUUGCUCGACUUUCUUUUGCAGAUGUCAUCAAGAGACUGUCUGAGUUCAAGAAGGACCAUUGGGCAUACGUUUCUUCUGAUCCAGCAGCUGUUGAAAGAUAUGUAGUUGUCCAUGGACAGAUAAUACUGCAGCUAUUUGCAGAAUUUCCAGAUGAGAAGAUUAAAAGGUGUGCAUUUGUGAUUGGUCUUACAAAGAAAAUGGAGGAGAGACAUCAUACUAAAUGGUUAUUGAAGAAGAAAAAGGUAUUGCAAAAGAUUGAAUCAAAUUUGAAUCCAAGAGCAGCAAUGGCACCUGUGCAAUCCAAGAGGAAGGUUAUGCAGGCUACAACAACUAGACUAAUAAACAGAAUUUGGGGGGAGUACUAUUCAAAUUACUCACCAGAUGAUCUACAAGAAGAAAUUACUUGUGAUUUGAAAGACGAGGAAGACGUUGAGGAGCAAGAGGAAAAUGAAGAAGAUGAUUGUGAAGAGAAUAAGAUAUUAUUUUCAGAGGGAACUCAGAAACCUCUUACAGUCUCAAGAACAACUAAAUUAUGCUCUAUGAAUAAGGAAAUAAGCUGGGAUGGAAAGUCUGUCGGAAAAACAUCCACUGGUGAAAUGUGUUAUAAAAAAGCCAUUGUUCAUGGUGAUGCAAUUGCUGUAGGGGGUGCUGUUUUAAUGGAAGAAAAUGAAUCAUUGGACCUUCCCAUUAUCUAUUUUGUUGAAUUCAUGUUUCAAGCAUCAGAUGGAAGCAAAAUGUUCCAUGGAAGAAUUUUGCAGCAAGGAUCUCAGACUGUUCUUGGCAAUGCUGCUAAUGAGAGGGAGCUAUUUCUGACAAAUGAGUGCAUGACCCUGGGAUUGGAGAAUGUUAAACAGACAGUUGUUGUGGAUGUUCGCUUAGUGCCAUGGGGCCAUCAACAUAGGAAGGAUAAUGCUAAUGCUGAUAAAAUUGACAGAGCACGAGCAGAAGAGAGGAAGAGAAAGGGGUUGCCACUUGAAUAUUACUGUAAAAGCUUGUAUUAUCCUGAUAAAGGUGCUUUUGUUAGUCUUCCCUAUGAAACUAUGGGUCUCGGGUCAGGCUUUUGCCACUCUUGCAAAAUAAGAGAAGCACAGGAGGACAAGGAAACUUUUAAAUUAAAUUCACGUCAGACUGGUUUCGUGUACAGGGGAACUGAGUACUCUGUUCAUGAUUAUAUCUAUGUCAGCCCCCAUAACUUUGCAGUGGAAAGUCUGGAGCAUCUAACUUUCAAGAGUGGAAGGAAUGUAGGUUUGAAACCUUAUGUUGUGUGCCAAGUGCUGGAGAUUAUUGUCACAAGUGAAGCUAAAAGACUAGAAGAUAAAUCUACAAAGGUUAAAGUUAGAAGAUUUUUCAGACCAGAAGACAUUUCAGUUGAGAAGGCAUACUGCUCUGACAUUCAGGAAGUCUACUUCAGUGAAGAAACACAUGUUAUGGCUAUCGAAAAUAUAGAAGGUAAAUGUGAAGUCCGAAAGAAGUAUGAUGUUCUGGCAUGCGUUGCUCCUGCUAUUUCCCAACACAUUUUCUUCUGUGAAUAUAUGUAUGAUCCUUCUAAAGGGUCCCUCAAGCAGUUGCCAGCUCAUAUAAAACUAAGAUACUCGACUGGGGAUGUGGAUGGUGUUGCUGCAUCUAGAAAGAAAAAGGGCAAGUGCAAAGAAGGGGAGGAUUUAGAAUACGAGAAACAAAGAGAAGCAUCUUGGGAGAAUCGGUUGGCAACAUUAGAUAUAUUUGCUGGUUGUGGUGGCUUGUCAGAGGGAUUGCAUCAGUCUGGUGCCUCAUUAACCAAGUGGGCAAUUGAGUAUGAAGAACCUGCUGGAGAUGCCUUUAAACUCAAUCAUCCAGAGUCAGUGAUGUUCAUUAAUAACUGCAACGUGAUUCUUAGGGCUGUGAUGGAGAAGUGUGGGGAUGCCGAUGACUGUAUCUCAACUUCUGAAGCUGCAGAGUUAGCUGCAGCUCUUAGUGAGAAGGAGAUUAAUGAUUUGCCACUUCCAGGGCAAGUGGAUUUCAUCAAUGGUGGACCUCCAUGUCAGGGUUUCUCGGGAAUGAAUAGGUUCAAUCAAAGCACUUGGAGUAAAGUUCAGUGUGAAAUGAUCUUGGCAUUCUUAUCCUUUGCUGAUUACUUUAGGCCAAAGUACUUCCUUCUAGAGAAUGUGAGGAACUUUGUGUCUUUCAAUAAAGGACAGACAUUUCGUUUAACUCUUUCCUCACUCCUUGAGAUGGGUUAUCAGGUGAGGUUUGGUAUUCUGGAAGCUGGAGCUUAUGGUGUUUCACAGUCAAGAAAACGUGCAUUUAUAUGGGCAGCCUCCCCUGAAGAGACGCUCCCAGAGUGGCCAGAGCCAAUGCACGUCUUUGCUGCCCCGGAGUUGAGAGUAACAUUGUCAGGAAAUUUGCAGUAUGCUGCAGUCCGAAGUACUGCAAAUGGAGCCCCUUUCCGUGCAAUAACUGUAAGAGAUACAAUUGGUGAUCUCCCAGCUGUAGGGAAUGGUGCCGCUAAGAUAAAUUUAGAGUAUGAAAAUGACCCUGCCUCAUGGUUUCAAAAGAAAAUUCGAGGGAAUAUGGCUGUCUUGACUGAUCAUAUAUCAAAAGAAAUGAAUGAGCUCAAUCUCAUUCGGUGUCAGAAAAUUCCAAAGCGACCUGGUGCAGAUUGGCAUGACCUUCCGGAUGAAAAGGUGAAACUGUCUACUGGACAAAUUGUUGAUUUGAUACCAUGGUGCCUGCCAAACACAGCUAAGCGACACAAUCAAUGGAAGGGGCUGUUUGGAAGGUUGGAUUGGGAUGGGAACUUCCCAACUUCCAUCACAGACCCUCAACCAAUGGGUAAGGUGGGGAUGUGUUUUCACCCCGAUCAGGACAGGAUCCUCACAGUUCGUGAAUGUGCUCGAUCUCAAGGUUUCCCAGAUAGCUACCAGUUUGCUGGUAAUAUCCAACACAAGCACAGGCAGAUUGGAAAUGCUGUACCUCCUCCUCUAGCAUACGCCCUGGGGAGGAAACUCAAGGAAGCUGUGGACAGUAAGAGGUCUACAUAGUGUAUCAGUGAUCUUGCAUUGUCUUUUGGAUUGAUCGAUGCACAAAGCAAAUACAUCUUUCUUCCCAAAGGAUGGACAUAUUAGUGUGAAUACUGCUGCCUAAUUCGAUGGCUUUUUUUUUUUUUUUUUUUUUUUACUUGAAAGAUAAAGUAUUAUUGCAUAAUUUCAGUGUUAUCCACAAUAACACUGCAUAAUUAAAGUCGCACUUGUUAUGUUACUCGUUCAAUCGAGUGGCUUAUUAUCUCAAACAAGGGACGAUCAAUCAUUCUUUAAUGAUUUGAA
Molecule: messenger RNA, 5456 nt
Organism: Juglans regia (Persian walnut)
Lineage: Eukaryota; Viridiplantae; Streptophyta; Magnoliopsida; Fagales; Juglandaceae
Product: DNA (cytosine-5)-methyltransferase 1-like
Exons: 12
Coding region: 444-5174 (1576 amino acids)
Cellular component (GO): nucleus
Molecular function (GO): chromatin binding; DNA (cytosine-5-)-methyltransferase activity
Source: RefSeq, a predicted model, not a curated record